CCUGUGCAGCCUCCGCUGCCGAUGGGGGAGGUGGAGCCGGGGCCCGCGGGCCCGCUCGAGCCCCCGGAGCCACCCGAAGCGCCCGCGAGCCGCCUGCCGGGAGGGAUCCGGGUCCUGAAGAGAAAUAUGAAACGCAAUGGGAGCAGGAAUUGUUUGAAUAGGCGAAGUAGGUUUGGUUCUCGAGAAAGAGACUGGCUGAGAGAAGACGUCAGGAGAGGUUGCGUCUACCUGUAUGGAGCUGACUCGACCUCUGCUGCUGCAACCGCCGCCACCUCCUCUGACUUACAUCUUGUCCUGUGCACCGUGGAGACACCAGCCUCAGAAAUCUGUGCUGGGGAGGGAAGGGAAAGUCUUUAUUUACAGCUUCAUGGGGACCUAGUCAGGAGACUGGAACCUACUGAACGACCUCUGCAGAUUGUUUAUGAUUACUUAUCCAGGCUGGGCUUUGAUGACCCUGUGCGCAUACAGGAAGAGGCAACAGAUCCUGACCUUGGCUGUAUGCUUCGAUUUUAUGGUGAAAAACCAUGCCAGAUGGAUCAUCUGGAUCGAAUCCUUCUGUCUGGCAUCUAUAAUGUACGCAAGGGGAAGACCCAGCUGCAUAAGUGGGCUGAACGCCUAGUUGUUCUCUGUGGCACCUGCCUCAUUGUUUCCUCAGUGAAGGAUUGUCAGACUGGAAAGAUGCACAUUUUGCCUCUGGUUGGGGGAAAGGUGGAAGGAACCGGUUAUGUGGCCUGUGACGAGGAAGUGAACAAGUCCCCACUGAAUGAAUGUGCAUACUCCAGUAUCAACCAGGGGGCAGGAACCUACCACUUAACUGAUCUGGGGAUGUUGAUGCCCACUGACAUUAAAUUAUGCAGUAUUGUGCAGCUAGUUGGUGGCCAAGCAAGUACCAUAGUCAUCUACCAGCCGUGGGCCAGUGCUGAUUCAGCCUCUUCCUGUAAGUCAGAUCACAGGAAGAUGUUCAUACCCACAAGACCCAACAGCUGUAGGAGAAGCAAGGGAAGCUUCCACACUCGAGACCCACCCUCUGGCAGCGGGCCAGGCCGCCACUGCACUCUGGGUGGCUGCUGUCACCCCAGCUUGGCAGCUGCCCGUUGGGGGUGCCCCGUGCUAUGUGGCUGUUUCUUUUGCAGCAAACUAAAUAAAUUGGAGCAACUGGAGGAACUGAACCUAAGUGGCAACAAACUUAAAACCAUUCCCACGACCAUAGGCAACUGCAAAAGGCUUCACACCCUUGUGGCACACUCCAACAACAUCAGCAUUUUCCCCGAAAUCCUGCAGCUGCCUCAGAUCCAGUUUGUAGACCUAAGUUGCAAUGACUUGACAGAAAUCCUGAUUCCAGAGGCUCUGCCUGCUACUUUACAAGACCUUGACCUGACCGGAAAUACGAAUCUGGUUCUGGAACACAAGACGCUGGACACAUUUAGCCAUAUCACCACCUUGAAAAUUGAUCAGAAACCUUUGCCAACCACCGAUCCUACAGUUACAUCAAGCUUCUGGAGCCAUGGACUGGCUGAGAUGGCAGGGCAGAGAAAUAAGCUGUGUGUCUCUGCCCUAGCUGUGGAUAACUUUGCAGAAGGGGUGGGCGCUGUGUAUGGCAUGUUUGACGGGGACCGAAACGAAGAGCUCCCUCGCCUACUCCAGUGCACGAUGGCAGAUGUGCUUCUGGAAGAAGUACAGCAGUCGACAAAUGACACGGUUUUCAUGGCUAACACCUUCUUGGUAUCUCACAGGAAAUUGGGAAUGGCUGGCCAGAAGCUGGGCUCCUCUGCUCUCCUUUGUUACAUCCGCCCUGACACUGCCGACCCAGCAAGUAGUUUUAGCCUGACUGUAGCCAACGUCGGCACGUGCCAAGCGGUCCUGUGCCGCAGUGGGAAACCAGUGCCCCUCUCGAAAGUCUUCAGCCUGGAGCAGGACCCGGAGGAGGCUCAAAGGGUGAAGGCCCAGAAGGCCAUCAUAACAGAGGACAACAAAGUAAAUGGGGUAACCUGCUGUACCCGGAUGCUGGGCAGUACAUACCUCUAUCCUUGGAUCCUCCCUAAGCCCCACAUAUCUGCCACUCCACUUACUAUUCAAGAUGAGUUGCUGAUUCUGGGAAACAAAGCAUUGUGGGAACACUUGUCAUAUACAGAAGCUGUCAAUGCAGUACGCCAUGUGCAAGACCCAUUAGCAGCUGCCAAGAAGCUGUGCACAUUAGCCCAGAGCUAUGGUUGUCAGGACAAUGUUGGGGUGAUGGUGGUUUAUUUGAACAUCGGUGAGGAAGGGUGCACGUGUGAAAUGAAUGGGCUCACCCUCCCGGGUCCUGUGGGAUUUGCUUCCACCACCGUCAUCAAGGACCCCCCCAAGCCAACCACUCCUUCCUCCAGUAGUGGCAUUGCCUCUGAGUUCAGCAGUGAGAUGUCCACCUCAGAGGUGAGCAGUGAGGUGGGGUCCACUGCUUCUGAUGAACACAACACUGUCGGGCUGGAUGCUGGCUUGCUUCCAAGGCCAGAGAGGCGCUGCAGCCUCCAUCCAACACCCACCUCUGGGGUGUUUCAGCGCCAGCCUUCUUGUGCGACCUUCUCAAGUAACCAGUCUGACAAUGGCCUCGACAGUGAUGACGACCAGCCUGUUGAAGGUGUCAUAACAAAUGGCAGCAAAGUAGAAGUAGAAGUGGAUAUCCACUGCUGUAGGGGAAGGGAUCUCGAGAACUCUCCCACUCUUAUAGAGAAUUCUCCUACCCCGUGUCCUGAGGAACAUGCUAGAGGAUCGUUUUUUGGGAUCCGAAGACAGAACAGUGUGAAUAGUGGCAUACUUCUGCCAAUGAGCAAGGACAGGAUGGAGUUACAGAAGUCCCCCUCCACUUCCUGUCUGUAUGGAAAGAAACUCUCGAACGGCUCUAUCGUGCCCCUGCAAGAUAGCCUGAACCUCAUCGAAGUGGCCACAGAAGCACCCAAGAGGAAAACUGGCUACUUCGCUGCCCCCACUCAGCUGGAGCCAGAGGAUCAAUUUGUUGUACCUCGUGACCUGGAAGAAGAAGUGAAAGAGCAAAUGAAGCAACAGCAGGAAAGCAGGCCCGAGCCUGAGCCCAACGAAGAGGGUCGGACCGAGCUCCCGGAGGAGUUUGACACGGCUCUGUAACCCUCCCCCAGGAACCGGAGCACUAGGGAAGGCUGUGCGCUGUGGGGGUAGGGGUCCUUCCGGAGGCAUUGUGCCUCUGCAUUUCUAAACCAUAGCUGAGGGGGGUAGAACUCAGAGCCAGACAUGGUGAGAGCUAUCAGGGUCUUGCUCCGGAUAAGCUAGUAAACACCAUCAGUGUUAAGUGUCACAUUUAACCUGCAUUGGAAUUCCCAGAGUUACUGGGAAGAAAGCAGAUGUUGUUCUGUAUCAGUCCUACCACCUGCCAUUAACCCUUUCUCUCCUAGGAUAAUUUGAGAAUUUGCCUGCCUGGGCAGGAAAGGGACUCUUUCUGUGGAGGAAGUAACUGAAGAUUGAUUCUCUUUACUUAUUGCUGCUGAUGGAUCUCUGUGACAGAGAAAUCACCUUAUAUCUCAGCCUAACUGAUGGGAUGUGAUGUGACUAGUCACAUGGCUUUUCAUUCUUCUCUACGAGAAUACAGCCUUUCGAAAUGAUGUUUAUUGGAAAUGUAGAACCAAUCAGAUAAUUUAUGUAUGUAAUGUAAUGAGAGCACUUUUCAUUGACUGUGAACUUUUUAUUUUUGAAUCUGCACUCGAGCCAAUCUUCUUAGAGGCAGCCCAGCACUUUUGUCUGUAGACAGAAUGAUCAUCAGGUGUUGGAGCAUUCUGUGAGGGUACUAGGGAGGGCCCUGGGAAAUCUUUGAACUGUUGGAGGGCAGACUGGGAAAGCUCCUGAGAAACCUGGGGGAGUAGGAUCUUUGGGGAUGAAGAUGGGGAAGGAGAGAGGACUAAAACUGCUUCCCCCCCCCAAUCAGAAAGACAAUAACUCCUUGACCAAUGUGACGCCUGCAAGGAAUUGCCCCGCAGAUCACAAGAGAAGUGUUUGCGGACUGGCCUCUUCCCAUGACAUAUGAUGGAGUUGGCAGCCAGCCUCCUCAUGUAUAGGGCCAAGGCUGAUGCUGCUCGCAUCCAAGUAACCUUGAGUGUAGCAGGUGACUCUGCACGGACUGAGGCUGAAUGAGAGCAGAUGGAUGAACGGAGCUCAUGGGUUAGACCUGUUCCUUUUCUUACUCUAGAGCAGAGGGAUGGUUUUCUAAAGUGUCGGAAAUGAGUUGAGUUCACAUCUUUAAUGUUCAACAGAGUACUCUUCUGAAAACUGCUUAUCCACCUCACAUGGUUUCAGAGUACUGGGCUCAAUUACUAAUGGAAGAAAGACUUAAUUGAGAAGAUCCUAAGCAUACAGAAAACCUGGUUUACUGUAUUUUUGCACAUUCCACAUAACCCUAGCAAAAUACAGUUCCUUCCGUGUUUCUGUUCUGUUGCCUUUUCCAUUACAAGAUUUACUUAGGAAACGAAUUCCUACUUAACUCCUAUAAAAUUUUGACAUUGCUUGAUUUUACCCAAUGGGGAAUGUGCUUUGAAUUUUUAGAAUACUUUCACAAUUAAAAAGCAAAUAGUGUGGAACCAUGAAUUUGCUGAAUGAGAAACAAAAUGUUAAAGAUAGGGUUGAGAUAUAUAUAGAUCUGUCUGUCCAUCUAUUUAUAUCUUUGAGGGGGUUUUUGAAGUUUUUGUUAAAGCAGUAGUAGAAAACCAGAUGACCUGUCUUCAGAUGGUUAUGUGUCCUCAUCUUCUCAGCAGCCCCACAUCUGUGUGUGUGUGUGUGAGUGAGGUUCACUCUUGGGGGAUUCCAUACCAGUCCAGUGGCCAUCUGAAGUUCAACCCCUCAAGAAUCUGAGUUUGAGUCUCCAUAUUGUCAGGAAAACUUGACUUCUCUGUAUCAAACUAUUGGUCAGCUACUAAAAAGUUUUAGAACUCAGGUCUUGAUUUGAAGCGGGGAAUAUAACAGUUGAUACAAAGUUUAGAUGCCAUUGGAAAAGGGAACAAAUUGUGUGUUGCUGCCCUAUUUUUAUAUGGGGAAAUGGGAGGGGGGGAUGAAGGAGAAAUGAAAAUGAAGAAAAAGCCCAAAAUAUUAGUGAUGGGUGAUGUGAAACGUCUUGCUUCCGGACAGCAGAACCUUUGAGUCACACAACACUGAUGCUGUCUGCAGAAGAAAGUUACUUUGGGAAUAUACCACUUUCAUAGUAUAGUUUCUUAAAAAUAGUCCUUUAUCUCUGUGAACCCUUUUCUUGUCUUUGUUUCCCACUCUACUUAUUGGAACCACCAUGAAACCCGGUUCUGAAAUGACUGUACCAAAAGUAUUUGCUUUUUCGUCAGAAGAACUCUAAAAUUCCAGAUGUUCUUUUACAUGGUAGAUUUAUUUUCAGGAAACACUAGGUUGCAUUGGAAACCUUUCAUAUAGGCUUUCAUAUAGUUAGUACCAAACUAUUUUCUGUAACUUCUUUUCAUUCAUUUCCCUCUAUAAUUGCUCUGUAUUAAAAUAGAGGGUAAAAAAGGCCAUAGUCCAUUACCAAAAAUAGCAUACAGAACUCUUGACCUAUGAGGUCAUUUACAGUCGUGUGAUCUGAUUAGGUUGUCAGGUGGUGAAAUCCAGGACUCUCUCUCCAGGUGAAUGUAAUCUACUUCCCAGGACUUUACCCAGAGGAUGUGUUCCCCUGGUGGGUAGAGUACCGUUGAUCUCUAGCCCAGAGAUUCUGGCCUCUGCGUGAUUCUCAGGUCUCUGCGUGUACCUCCCAUUUAAUAGAGAACUGUAAGAGAAUUUGUGAAAGAAUAUCACUCCUGCUUCUGGGAGCAGUUCAGGAGUCCCAUGGAAGAAAGAAAAAUACACGAGUCUUGGCAGCCAUGGUAUUCUUAUUUUUAUCCAAAUGGAUUGGAAAUACGUUCGAAAGUUUGAAUGGCGCUGUGUCAUUACGAGUCUACCGGAGAGUCAUUGAAUUGGCACUCCUCAUACAACUGAGGGCGUCACUAUUAUACUACUGUAGAGUGUAUGUGUGCAAUAAGCUGGCGAAUUCAUUUUCCUGGUGUAUGGAAGAGCCAGCACAAGCAGCUUGGUAAUCACUGGGUGCUAUUAGAGUUGUCUGUAGCCCGUGCUAUGGUCCGGGAGGUGGAGCCAGCCGGGUUGGGUUUAGCUACUGAAUAUCAAACGUUGCUCUUCUUCCCAUGUAGACCUUCAGCAAAAGCAGGUACUUGGAAGCCACAGGCUCACCUUCUCUAUCUACUCAAUAAUUAUUAAUGAAGACACCUCCAUAAGGGAGCAUCUGGCUGUUAUGGAUAAAUGUACCAUUUAUUAAAUAAUUAGUCUCCAAGCCAUUCAGUGAUGCCUGCAGCAUCACGAGAGAACUGCGUCGUGUCACUUUUUACUUCCCUCUGGGUGGGGCCUUUUCAGACUCCCCCAGUCUUGGAGGCAAGUUCAUCUUUCUCUCCAGUUAGUGACUCUUACCCCAUAGUUGGGUAAGCACUUCCUAGAUUGAGGAAAGCAGCUACAGUAAAUCCUGCUGUUUCUUUCAUUUGGUGAUCCUUGUAUUCUAAAUUUCACGCACUUCUCCCAGAUGCUAUAGGGUUUUCUCUCACUGUUGCCAGUGGAUGUCAUCCAGACAGUGAGUUCAUAUCUUAUGGUUUUGUGCAAUCAUUGUAUUGUAGUCCUAAGACUCAUUAUAGUGUAUUUUUGAUAUUUUUGAAAUGUGUUAAAUUUUUUAAUUCAAUAAUAUGAGCCAGAGCAUGUUGCAGCAAAUCUAUUGUUUGUAAAAAAUAACAAUAACAAUAAUAAUAAAUAAAAUAAAAUGGAGUAUCUUUUUCAUGGCUUUGUUUUAAAAUGGAAUACCUGUUAUUUUAUAAAUAUUUUGGCAUGAAACUGUAAUUUCUCUAACUUGUAUAUAGAAUUAGUUUUCUUAACCAAAAGUACCUUUAGGAUUUUUCUUGCCCCCUCCCUUUUUUUUUUUUUGUUUGCUUUAGAGGAAGAUAACAAAUGAAACCACAUUCCAUGACAUUAUGAAGCUAUGAGUUAAGGCAAGAAUAAAUAUUUUCAC
Molecule: messenger RNA, 7039 nt
Organism: Leptonychotes weddellii (Weddell seal)
Lineage: Eukaryota; Metazoa; Chordata; Mammalia; Carnivora; Phocidae
Source: RefSeq, a predicted model, not a curated record